ACCCAAUUGGCGGCCAUUUAGUGCGGCAUUCAAUGCAUUCAAUGCUUGACUAUAACUAUACAGACAAGCCUUACAUUACAUUUACAUUACAUUUACAAUUCAUUUACAAAUUUAUUGCACUCUUUGUCUAUAUCUGUAAAAGUUUGGACAAAAUAAUUAUCAUUUGAAGAGUCAAUUGAUUUAACCAUUUAAUAGAUAAUAAUAAUAAGACACACAAUAAUGGCUGACACAGAACAAGAUCUUUUGGACUACGAGGAGGACGACGAACAAACUAACAAUGUGGCCGACGGUAACAACGCUGGCGGUGCCGUUGAGGCCAAAAAGGGCGGUUACGUAUCGAUUCAUUCGUCGGGUUUUCGAGAUUUUCUACUGAAACCGGAACUGUUGCGGGCUAUCAUUGAUUGUGGUUUUGAACAUCCGAGUGAAGUCCAACACGAAUGUAUCCCUCAGGCCAUCCUCGGUAUGGACAUCCUAUGUCAGGCCAAGUCCGGUAUGGGUAAGACGGCGGUAUUCGUAUUGGCUACACUCCAACAAUUGGAUCCCGUCGAAGGUCAGGUGUCCGUACUGGUCAUGUGUCACACUCGGGAGUUGGCUUUUCAGAUUAGCAAAGAGUACGAACGCUUUUCGAAAUACAUGUCUGUCAUUCGGGUGGCCGUCUUUUUCGGCGGUAUGAACAUCACAAAUGAUGAGAAGGUGUUACGUACUAAUCCGCCUCACAUUGUGGUCGGCACUCCCGGCCGUAUACUGGCUUUGGUCAGAAAUAAGAAGCUAAACCUGAAGCACAUCAAGCAUUUCAUUCUCGAUGAAUGCGACAAAAUGUUGGAACAGUUGGAUAUGCGUCGAGACGUUCAAGAGAUCUUUAAGGCGACUCCGCACGAGAAACAGGUGAUGAUGUUUAGCGCCACCCUAUCGAAAGAUAUCCGACCCGUUUGCAAGAAGUUUAUGCAGGAUCCGAUGGAAGUGUACGUCGACGACGAAACCAAACUAACACUUCACGGUCUGCAACAGUAUUACGUAAAACUAAAGGAUACGGAGAAAAAUCGCAAACUAUUUGAACUGUUGGAUGUGCUUGAGUUCAAUCAGGUCGUCAUUUUUGUCAAAACAGUUCAACGAUGUGUGGCUUUGGCUCAGCUGUUAGUCGAACAGAACUUCCCGGCCAUUGCCAUCCAUCGGGCAAUGACUCAAGAGGAUCGAUUGUCACGAUAUCAACAGUUCAAGGACUUCCACAAGCGUAUACUUGUGGCCACCAAUUUGUUUGGUCGCGGUAUGGACAUCGAACGAGUGAACAUUGUGUUCAAUUACGAUAUGCCCGAAGACAGCGACACAUAUUUGCAUCGUGUGGCCCGCGCCGGACGUUUCGGUACCAAAGGAUUGGCCAUUACUUUUGUAAGCGACGAAACCGAUGCCAAAACAUUGAACGAAGUUCAGGAUCGGUUCGACGUCAAUAUACCCGAAUUGCCCGAAGAGAUCGACAUUUCCAGCUAUAUUGAGGGACGUUAGGUGUGUAUAUGUAUGCGUGAAGACCUAUCGAUUGGUUGAUUAAUUGAAUGACUGGCGAUUGUGUGUGUAUAUGAAGACAUAAAUAAUUAUUAAAUCUUGUUUGUUUUGAUUUUUAAUUAUUCAUUUAAUUAAAAGAAAAAUGUAAUAAUUCAUUAUUAUUUAAACAUAUUUUUUGUGUUUAGUCAUUAAUU
Messenger RNA from Oppia nitens, 1691 nucleotides. RefSeq names its product spliceosome RNA helicase DDX39B (gene Hel25E). The record is from RefSeq and is a predicted model, not a curated record. Lineage: Eukaryota; Metazoa; Arthropoda; Arachnida; Sarcoptiformes; Oppiidae. Gene Ontology annotation, molecular function: RNA binding; ATP binding; RNA helicase activity. Gene Ontology annotation, biological process: mRNA splicing, via spliceosome; mRNA export from nucleus. The transcript is spliced from 4 exons. The coding region runs from base 220 to 1500 and encodes 426 amino acids.